AUGGUUCCCUGGGUGUUGUCUUCCUCACAACAGCAACACCCAACCAUCCUCCUGCUCUCAGGCCUCUGCCGUCUUCACUACAACCUUUCUCCAGAGAUCGAUCCUGAUCCAUUAUUUCUGGUCCCCAAACCACCAAGCCAGACCCUCCCCGAACCUUCCUGCCCAUUCCCUCUGGGUCCAUUCAGCCAUAAAAACCUUCCUGCUGCCCCGGACACACAGGAUCAAUGGUGUACCUGCCUUUGUGUCUCUGCCCACAACGGCUCCAGACCCUGUGUGGAGGAAAACGAAUAUGAAGUGGUUUCUCUGGAGGAUCUGCCAGGAGAGCUGUCCUAGAUGGGCUCUAACCCCAGUUCCCUCUGCUUUCUUCUGAUGAUUCUAGGUCUGAGGAAGAAAGAACAGACCCCAAAGAGAUUGAGACUCAUUCUGGUGGGGAAAACAGGAAGUGGGAAAAGUGCAACAGGAAACAGCAUCCUUGGCAAAAAAGUAUUUGAGUCUAAACUUAGUACUAGAUCAGUGACCAAGACCUUCCAGAGAGGCAUCCGAGAGUGGGCUGGGAGGGAACUCGAGGUGAUUGACACCCCUGACAUCUUGUCCUCUCUGUUCCAUCGGGAUGUGGAAGCCGGGGAGAUCUGUCAAGCCAUCACCUUCUCCUCGCCAGGGCCUCACGCUGUGCUCCUGGUGACACAGCUGGGCCGAUUCACAGAGGAGGAUAAGCAGGCAGUCAGGCGUCUCCAGGAGAUCUUUGGAGUGGGGAUCCUGGCACACACCAUCCUAGUGUUCACCCGGAAGGAAGACCUCACAGGCCGCUCCUUGGAAGAGUACCUGCACGAGACCAAGAACCAGGGCCUUGCCAAGCUGGAUGUGCUGUGUGAGCGGCGCCACUGUGGCUUCAGCAACAGAGAGGAGAGGGCUGAGCAGGAGGCCCAGCUGCAGGAGCUCAUGGAGAAAGUUGAAGGAAUCCUGUGGGAAACGGAAGGCCACCACUUUAGCAACAGGGCUUACCAAUACUCCCAGCAGUGCCUUCUGCUCAAAGGGGAGCAGGAAACUGGAAUGACCCAGGGGCAGGGCUCUGAGGAAGUGUUCGUCGAGGAGUCCUGCUUGGCAGGGCUGCCCCAAGUUCAAAAGGAGUCUGAGAAAACUCAUAAAUACCUCCUGGGGAGGGUACCCUUUUGA
Molecule: messenger RNA, 1173 nt
Organism: Lepus europaeus (European hare)
Lineage: Eukaryota; Metazoa; Chordata; Mammalia; Lagomorpha; Leporidae
Product: GTPase IMAP family member 6-like
Exons: 3
Cellular component (GO): cytosol
Molecular function (GO): GTP binding
Source: RefSeq, a predicted model, not a curated record